CCUUGUGGAACCAAUUUCAUAUAGUGAUGAAACAUAAAUUCAACAAGUGUAAAAGAGUGAAAAUAUUUAUACUAUUGAACUUAACUAUGAAAAAAAUUUUACUUGUGCAAACAUUUCAGUUUUUGUACUUGUCCAGAGAUGUUGGCUACACUGAAUGGUAAUGUUCAUACCAUAUUUUCCGAAGUAUGUAUCUGCAUUUUCCAAUUACUUCAUGGAACAUGCGCAUAUUCAUGUCAAGUGUAGUGUGAGGGGAAUAAUAUUUUGGCUAUCGGGGGCCUAAAACUAAUUAAAAUGCAUAAAUUAAAAUUCUCGCAACGAGACAAAGUUAAGAAAUUUAUAACAUUCACACAAACUGGAGAGCAAACUGCUAUAUAUUGUUUGACAUUGAAUGAUUGGAAGCUAGAUCUAGCAAGUGAUAACUAUUUUCAAAAUCCAGAUGCAUAUUAUAAGGAACCUAAAACCUCUGUAGAUAAGAAAAAAGUUGAAAUACUAUUCAAUCGAUAUCAGGAUCCAAGCGAACCGGAAAAAAUUACAGCAGAUGGCAUAAUGAAAUUUCUUGAUGAUUUGAACUUGAGCCCAGAAAGCAAAUUAGUAUUAAUUAUAGCCUGGAAAUUUCGAGCAGAAACUCAAUGCGAAUUUACAAAAGAUGAAUUUAUAAAUGGCAUGAUUGACUUAGGUGUGGAUAGUAUUGAUAAACUUAAAGCACGCUUAAGCAGUUUAGAAAGCGAACUAAGGGAUUCCCACAAAUUUAAAGAUUUUUAUCAUUUCACCUUUAAUUAUGCAAAAAAUUCUGGACAAAAAGGUUUGGAUCUGGAUAUGGCAAUUGCAUAUUGGAAUAUUGUGUUGGAUGACAAAUUCAAAUUUUUAUCAUUGUGGUGCCAGUUUCUACAGGAACAUCACAAAAGAUCAAUCCCAAAAGACACGUGGAAUUUGCUUCUAGAUUUCGCACUUAUGAUCAAUCCUGAUAUGAGUAACUAUGACGAAGAAGGUGCUUGGCCAGUUUUAAUCGACGAUUUCGUAGAAUGGGCACAGCCUCGGGUGCGUCAGACUCUCUAACAUGAUUUCACUAAAAUGUUCAUAUUCGAGUCAGUUAUAUUUACUUGCUGCAACAUCAGCACUUCCCAAAGAACAUCGAACUAAAAAGAGGAUGAGUUCUUUAUCGCAGCUGGAUUGCAAAUAUAUUGCUUUGUACACAGUGCAGUUGUUUAUACUGUAACGUCUCUGAAGAAAAUUAUUAGCAGAAUAUUUGCAAAUCAUUUCUUACACUAAAGGAUCUAGAGAGUAGAAGGUAGAUUGAAUUUUUUCGUUUAUAUUUUCCAGUUUCCUUAAUGCGCUGUAAUCUUUAUAAUUAUAACUUGACACAUUUUUCUGUGGAAUAUAUAACCUGCAUCAGGUUUUAGUACUAUCAAAUGUACUUCCUUUUAUUAUGCAAUUUACUGAAGAAACUUUAUCAUUGUGAUUCAAAUAUUCUGUUAUUAUAUGAACUUAACUGCACUUCAUUUGUGUAUAAACAUUUUGAGUACUAUACGAGUUGCCACAGAUAGGUCUUUAGUAAAGAAAACUAUGCUCAACUACCAACGGUAUGUGCAAAGGAUUUUGAUUGAAAUUCUAUAGUCACGUUAUUCGGUUAAUUGAAUAAACGCGGCUUCAAAAGCUAAUUUUACAUAAAUUUGUUUAUACGUUUCUGUAGAUAGUAAUUCAUAGAGAUUAUGUUGUUGAAGCUCGUUAAGAUAUGAUUACUUUAACCACACUACACUUGUAAAAUACAAACAAAAACGUGAGGAUAAAUAUGAAAGCUCUGUUUUAAAAAUAGAGGUACCCUAGCAUCGUUACACUUAUUUUAUUCUUUCUUCCAUUAUCCUAAAAUGGUGACAACGGAAAAAGAGAAAGGUUUGCUUUUUCUACGCUAUCACAUACCAAUGUAUAAAUUACGAUGAUAAAAUACUUGAGGCGAUAGAUAAAAUAAAUUUUUUUUAUAAACUAA
This is a messenger RNA of Cephus cinctus (wheat stem sawfly), 1984 nucleotides long. It is a transcript of the gene SCCRO, whose product is annotated as DCN1-like protein. Gene Ontology annotation, molecular function: ubiquitin-like protein binding; cullin family protein binding; ubiquitin conjugating enzyme binding. The transcript is spliced from 6 exons. Lineage: Eukaryota; Metazoa; Arthropoda; Insecta; Hymenoptera; Cephidae. Gene Ontology annotation, cellular component: ubiquitin ligase complex. Gene Ontology annotation, biological process: positive regulation of ubiquitin-protein transferase activity; protein neddylation. The record is from RefSeq and is a predicted model, not a curated record. Bases 292 to 1056 code for a protein of 254 amino acids.